GACCAGUGCUCAGUUUAGAUAAGCCUGCAGAGCAAUGCAGGCCAUUCUGAACACAACUGCUGUAAAUGUUGGCAGUGAGUCUUAAACCUGGCCAGAAUUUCUUUACCCUGAGUCACCUGAUUCAACUUUAUUGAAAGCAGCCAACCCCAACUGGAGCCCUUUGGGAUGAAAAAUGGAUAUGUAAGUGCUUAAAGUGAAAAAAAGCAUCUAUAGAGCUGUGGGCUCUAAACUGCCAUCAUGGGGAAUGCAAUGAAAAUUCAAGAAGAGAAAAACAAAGUGCCUAACAGCUUGGAAACUGUGUCUAAAGACUGUGACAGCCUUGUGGUGCUCUCUGACUAUCCAUGCCGUGACAUUAGUGAACCAAUCUUUAAGAUGGGGGACAAACUUAAGGGUCUCUCUGAAGAUGGUUGCUGGUGGAAAGUCCGUUCUCUACAAACAGGAACUGAGAACUACAUUCCCAGUAAUCAUGUUGCAAAGGUCUAUCACGGAUGGCUGUUUGAGGGGGUUGGGAGGCAGAAGGCAGAAGAGCUUUUGUCAUUGGCUGGUAAUGGCAUUGGGUCUUUUCUUAUUAGAGAGAGUCCAAGGGAAAGAAGUGUGUAUUCUCUCUCUGUGAGACACAGGACCAUCAAGCACUAUAAGAUAUUUCGUCUGAAUAAUAGCUGGUACUACAUCUCACCACGGCUCACCUUCCAGUGUCUGGAGGAUAUGGUCAAUCACUACUGUGACUCUUCAGAUGGUUUAUGUUGUGUUCUCAGCGCUCCAUGUUUGGCUCUAUCCAAACCUGCCCCGAGCUCAACCCAGGAAGCGCCCCCUGUGGUGAUGCGCCAUAACUUGGAUUGGAAGAAAGUGAAUAGGUCACAGUUGAUGAGCCCAGGUGGGCUGGGUCUUGUGGACAACAAAGAUAACAUGAUGAGCUAUGGAGUGAGGAGCAGCAUAGCCACCUAUCUGUCUUUAACAUCAGAACCUGAGCAGUCCAAAGACCGCAAUAAGAAAAGCAAGUCUGUCUAUGUGAUGCCUGACCACAGUAGUAUGGAUAUAGAUGAGAACUGUUAGCACAUGACCAAAGACACAGAUGUGUUAGCACCUUUUGUUAUGGACGGAUAGCAUUUUUUGCAUUUUUUAAUUUAGUGCACAUUUGUCUUUAUCAAAAAGCCAUCACUGCAUUCUUUUUCAAACUUGUCAGUGGCACUUUUUAUGAAAGUGGAAAACUGAUAUUUCUCUGUUUAUCUUUCAAUAAAUCUUUCCUUUUGCA
This is a messenger RNA of Myxocyprinus asiaticus (Chinese sucker), 1252 nucleotides long. Its product is annotated as src-like-adapter. The transcript is spliced from 8 exons. The record is from RefSeq and is a predicted model, not a curated record. Bases 238 to 1053 code for a protein of 271 amino acids. NCBI's taxonomy places the organism in Eukaryota, Metazoa, Chordata, Actinopteri, Cypriniformes, Catostomidae. Gene Ontology annotation, molecular function: protein binding.